CCCGGAAGUGGGAGGAUUGUGAAAUGUGUGAUCCUGUGAUCAUGUAUACAACGUGUACAAUGGUGUGGCAUGCUGUCAUCGACGAGUGUACCCUGGGGUGACACUAUCGUACACAGUCUAGAUGACACUGUUUUUCGACAAGUUACAGUGUUCCUGACAAAAGAUAAAACUUUAUAGGAAUGCGUCCUAUGGAACUGUGAGGACUUACUGCUGCUUAGGAUUCAACCGGAGCUGGGAGUCUCGAUAGACGGUGAUGUUCCAUCCAAGAACAGAAGACGGAUCUCUGUGUAAAUAUAGAUUCAUUUCGUCCGGAUUCUUCGAUGGUCUUUGCAACUGCCUGUCGUUAAGGCAGCAUCAGGUGGGCUGGAGCUGAAUCUCCUCCACAAAUAAAUCUCUCGGUAUAGCCGACGGAACAGAUUGAGCCCAUCUUUCACUGAUACCCGAGUCACAACUGUCCUGUUCGUGAAGCAGGCUGAUAUAUUACCUAUUUGUAUAUAUAACUUUGGGUUCAUGGUUUGGAUCCAUCUUUCUCUGAUAUCCGAGUCAUAACUCUCCUGUUCAUCAAGGAAGCUGAUAUUAUACCUAUUUGUUUGUAUACCUUUUAAAGUUUUUAUGAAUUGGUCAGAGUUCUUCCAUGGCACAUCCAUCACAAGACCCUGAGGACCCCCCAGUCUGUGCAGGAACUAGACGUCAUCCACCAGUUAAUCUCCAGGAACUACCCACGGAGCUGCUGGAAUCCAUCUUCCUCUAUCUGACACCUGAAACUAUUCUGUCCUGCUCUCGAGCUGCAGUCCGCUUCACUCAAGUCAUCAACUCAGCUAGCUUUUUGGACUUGUAUUGCAAGAACACACUUCAAGCCCCAUGGGUCACAUCAGACAUUGUUCUGCAGACAAAGGAGGUGUUCCACAAGGUUCUUCAGAUGUGGUAUUUACAGAACAGUACUCUGUGUCACCCGAAUGUGAUUGUCAAGAGCUGCAACAAGCUUCUUUCUAUAGGACUCCUCAAAUAUGCAAUACGAAUGUGGCUGUUUUCGAAUUUGACGAUCUCGUAUAACAAGCCCAUGUUGUUGACCACAAAUCAGUCUUUCAGAUAGUUGACAUAUACGAUGACGAUGCUAAGGCUCUAUUCAUCAAGUUAGCAGUGCUCUUUCCAAGGUUCAUUGAAAUGACAUUGUUUAACGUGAGGACUGCAUCAUUUGAUGUAGGAAAUCCCUACAUUUUAGAUUUUAUAAUGUUCAAGGACAAUGUCCUUGAACCGGGUUAUCUGAAUGAUUUUGAUUGUAAAUAUCACUUUGAGAUUGUGGCUAGAUAUCCGACAGAAGAUUGCAGCUGGCACCGUCCAUCUUUAGUCAUCCUUGUGGGUAAGGAUUCUUGGAUAGGUUGGUGCGGUAGUGUUAGUAAGAUCGUAUACAGAUAUAAUGGUACUUGGGGAAGAUGCAAGUUAUCACUGAAUGCAUCAAUCAUUGACACCCAAAAGGCUUUCAGGGACACCUUUACGCGGUUUGUCGAAAUUCCUGAGAAUGUUGACCUGUGUCAUUAUUUGUACGAUUGCUUCAAUUACAAUGUCAGUCAUACUCUGAAUGCAUUACUGGAACCUGUUGCUCUGGAUGUACCACUAUGGGAGAGACAAAGCUCACUAAUGGAGGACCUUGCACGGAAGGUUGAAAAGAAACUUGAGAGUCUGAAACUUCCCAAAGAUAGGGCGAUCUUAUUACAAGACUACUUGGAUUGCUGUUUGCAACAGAAGGGUGUCUCAGGACACAGCACGGAACGAAAACCAUCAAAGACUUGCUACGUGGCUAUAUUACGUUAUCUUCACAGGAUCCUGAAUAAUGUAUUCUACCCAGAAUGUAUGUGGUACCUUUCUAAUGUUCAGUGUUGUAGAUACCUGGCUUUGACGAGGAUGGGAGACAGGCUGCUCCCCAACAUCAGAAAGACACCUGCUGAUACAGCAGCUGAUGUUAUUGAGGAUUACUAUGAAAGUUUUUCUGUGCAUCACCUUCCCCCCAAGUUGUGGCCGACUCAUCUUCUUAGUCAUGCCAUACUAGCAGCCCCUGUAUGUGCCAAAAUAGUACAAGUUGACGUCAUGUUGUGGACGAAGGGACUUCAUUGCAGGCCAGUCACAGACAAGAUAUUACGCUUUGUUGCUGAGCAAGCGGAGACGUGUGGGCUGAAACCACAACGCAGCCGUCAGCAGAUUCAACGCCAACAACGUCAGCGGCGUCCUCCUCUGGGUGGCCUUAUCAGAUACUGUCACGAUAGCGACAAUGACGUAUAUCGCCGACUAUAAUUAGAACUUGGUAUUUAUUUGUGUGUCGCAGCUAUUGUUGUAGAUGCAUGACGGCGGUCUUUAAGUAACAUCCUGUGAUUUACAUCAUGAGCAUCGAUCUACACAAUAGGUGACCCCUGCGGAUCCGACUUAGAAUUGAUCUUCAGCAACCCAUGCUUGUCGUAAGAGGCGACUUACGGGAUAGGGAGGUCAGGC
Haliotis rubra (blacklip abalone) is the source of this 2484-nucleotide messenger RNA. RefSeq lists its product as uncharacterized. The record is from RefSeq and is a predicted model, not a curated record. The transcript is spliced from 2 exons. Lineage: Eukaryota; Metazoa; Mollusca; Gastropoda; Lepetellida; Haliotidae. The coding region runs from base 1165 to 2289 and encodes 374 amino acids.